AUGGCAGUCGAGAGCAAGUUCGAUCCCAAGGAAAUGGAAUUCCGCCACCUUGGCCCCUCCGGUCUCAAGGUCUCGGUCUUCUCCCUUGGAGGCUGGUUGACCUACGGCGGCACCCAGAAGGGUAACAUUGUCAAGGAGAUCUUGGAGACAGCUUGGAACCACGGUAUCAACUUCUUCGACACCGCCGAAGUCUACUCCAACGGUCAAUGCGAGAUCGAGAUGGGUCAAGCUCUCAAGGAGCUUGCCUGGCCAAGAGAUGAAUAUGUGCUGUCUACAAAGGUCUUCUUUGGUACUGGCAGGAAGGAGCCCAACACUCGUGGUCUCUCCAGGAAGCACGUUGUGGAGGGUCUCAAGAGCUCGCUCCAGCGCCUGCAGCAGCCAUACGUCGAUAUUGUCCUUGCACACCGACCGGAUGUUGGCACGCCAAUGAAAGAGAUUGUCGAGGGCUUUACUCAGGUCAUCCGCAACUUGAACUUGGCAUACUACUGGGGCACAUCAGAAUGGUCCGCGGUGCAGAUUCAGGAAGCGACCCAGAUCGCAGAGAGGUACAACCUCAUUGCUCCUAUCGCCGAACAGCCACAGUACAACGCCUUCCACCGCCAGCGAUUCGAGGUCGAGUACGCUCCACUCUACGAGCAGUUCCAGUACGGCACCACCAUCUGGUCCCCACUUGCAUCAGGUCUCCUGACCGGCAAGUACAACGACGGCAUUCCAGAGGACUCUCGCUUCGCCACCAACAAGUCAUUCUUCGAGGGCAGCGUCAAGUCACUGCAAAGCGACGAGGGCAAGGCCAAGAUCGCCAAAGUGCGAAAGCUCACUGAGAUUGCCGAGAAGUUGGGCGGCAACGUCGCUCAGUUGUCUCUGGCAUGGGCGGCGAAGAACCCCAACGUCAGCACGGUCAUUCUGGGUGCCACCAAGGUCAGCCAGAUCGAGGACAACAUCAAGGCUCUGAAGCUUCUGCCCAAGUUGACCCCGGAGGUGAUGGAGGAGAUUGAGAAGAUUCUCGACAACAAGCCCGCUGAGGCACCUUCGUAUGGCCGCAAGAGGUGA
Molecule: messenger RNA, 1050 nt
Organism: Zasmidium cellare ATCC 36951
Lineage: Eukaryota; Fungi; Ascomycota; Dothideomycetes; Mycosphaerellales; Mycosphaerellaceae
Exons: 4
Coding region: 1-1050 (349 amino acids)
Source: RefSeq, a predicted model, not a curated record